This is a messenger RNA of Guyanagaster necrorhizus, 1236 nucleotides long. RefSeq names its product Acetamidase/Formamidase. Bases 1 to 1236 code for a protein of 411 amino acids. Gene Ontology annotation, molecular function: hydrolase activity, acting on carbon-nitrogen (but not peptide) bonds, in linear amides. The record is from RefSeq and is a predicted model, not a curated record. The transcript is spliced from 22 exons. NCBI's taxonomy places the organism in Eukaryota, Fungi, Basidiomycota, Agaricomycetes, Agaricales, Physalacriaceae.
AUGGCGACGCAAGCAAACUCUGUCCCGCAUCCGACUUUGGUGAAGGGUAUACAUAAUCGCUGGCACCCGGACAUCCCCCCAUUUGCGACGGUAAAAACUGGCGAGGUAUUCAAGGUGGAAUGUAUUGACUGGACCGGCGCUCAAAUUGGCAACAAUGACAGCAGUGACGAUAUCAGGGACGUUGAUCUCACCAAGAUUCAUAAUCUCUCUGGGCCUAUUGCCGUCGAAGGCGCCGAACCAGGCGACUGCUUGGUCGUCGAUAUUCUCGACGUGACACCGUUCGAGAAGAUGCCUUGGGGCUUCACCGGAAUCUUUGAACUUGAAAACGGCGGGGGACUAUUCGCGCGUGAGUUCAAGAGCCGUGCUGCGAAAGCCAUCUGGGACUUCAAAGGCGUGUACGCGACCUCUCGACACAUUCCCGGCGUACGUUUUGCAGGGGUCUCGCACCCAGGUCUGAUCGGGACCGCACCCUCCGCCGACCUUCUCGCUACGUGGAACAAACGCGAGUGCGGGCUGAUUGCAGAGCAUGCAGAUGCCGUCCCGCCCGUCGCGUAUGCGCCGAAUCCCGUGGGCGCGUAUGUCGGCCAGGAUAAUCUCGACCCCGAGGUGAGAAAAUCGAUUAUGGAGAAUGGGGCUAGGACUGUGCCCGGGAGGGAACAUGGGGGGAAUUGUGAUGUACGUUCAAGCUUCUUGGGUUCUCGUUGUUAUUUCCCGGUGUUCGUUCCCGGAGCGAAUUUGUCGGUCGGUGACUUGCAUUUUUCCCAAGGAGAUGUACGUCUCGCGUUUUGCGGAGCUAUUGAGAUGGCGGGCAUCAUAACUUUUAGUACCAGCAUUAUCAAAGGCGGCGUGGAGAAGUUUGCUUUGAAACAGCCCAUCUUUAUGCCUUCUCCAAUCGACCCGUUGUACUCCUCCAAACUUAUCUUUGAGGGAAUAAGUGUCGAUUAUCAUGGAGAUGGAAAACAAUACAAUAUGGAUGCAACCGUGGCAUAUAAACAGGCAGCUUUGAAUGCUAUUGCGUAUUUGAUGAAGAUUGGAUAUACUCGAGAACAAGCCUAUCUCCUUUUAUCGGCAGCCCCAAUUGAGAGUCACGUGGGAGCUAUAGUCGAUUCUCCCAAUGCAUGUGUAACCCUGGCAUUGCCUACGGGUAUUUUCGAGCAUGAUAUUCUUCCUAAGCCAGAGGGCCUUACGAAGCAUGAUUUUGGCCAAUGCGCUAUCAGGAGUGACGGUGUUAUUUGA